Messenger RNA from Protomyces lactucae-debilis, 1290 nucleotides. RefSeq names its product putative N6-adenine methyltransferase-domain-containing protein. Lineage: Eukaryota; Fungi; Ascomycota; Taphrinomycetes; Taphrinales; Protomycetaceae. Gene Ontology annotation, molecular function: protein-lysine N-methyltransferase activity. The record is from RefSeq and is a predicted model, not a curated record. The coding region runs from base 151 to 915 and encodes 254 amino acids. The transcript has a single exon.
GUUCUGGACUUGGAUUGCAUUGCUGGGUUGAUCAGUGGCGAAUUUGUGUUGACGGGCGUGACUGCGAUUUGGUGGAAGCCGAUCUGAACAACACGCUGCUACUCUACACUGCUACACUCAGUAGUUAGUACUCUUAAAGUACGCUCUGCUAUGGACGAUGAUCCAAUCACGCUCUCUCUAGACACGCUCAAUGCUCUCAAAGAAUUCCAGUCUGAACAACAAGCUGAAAAAGAACGCUUUGCUGCACUAGAAGCCCGUGCCCAAGCUCGUUUCCAAGCUGCCAAGAAUGAGCAAGACACGCCAGAAGAAGCUGUACUCCCAAGCAUACAUGAUUUCAAGGAGGACUGGCAACUCUCACAAUUCUGGUAUUCACCCGAGACUGCAGAUGCACUGGCAGGUGAACUCCUGGCUGGCAUCGACAAGACUGCAUCUUCGCAGCCACGGGUAGGCGUCCUCUGUGCUCCGAGUGUCUACCCAGACCUCCUCAAGCGUAACGCACAAGACGCGUGGCUCUUUGAGUAUGACACCCGCUUUGAACUCUUGGCACACGACAAGUUUGUCAAGUACGACUACAAACAUCCCUUCCAACUCCCACCUGCACUCAAGGGCACAUUCGAUAGACUCAUCAUUGAUCCGCCCUUCUUGCAGGAUGACUGUGAGAUUAAGGCUGCCUCUACAGCGCGAUGGCUCGGAAAACCAGACUGCAGAUUCAUCGUAUGCUCAGGUGCCAAGAUGCGGGACCUCCUUCUUCGCCUAUACAAAGCAGAAGAAUCACAAUUCCAAGUGGCGCAUAGCGGCGGCAGGCUCUCGAAUGACUUUAUGUGUUUGCUCAACUACAAAAGCACUGAUCCACAGUUUGCCUCGCUUGCAUCCUUGGCAAAGGAAGAGUAUGCUCUGUUAAGCCAGACCGCUUGAGACGAACAAGCUUCUUCAUUGGAAGCCUUACAAAAGCCACACAUCUGUUUUUCAAGAGACUUCUAUUCAUCUACAUUCAAGACCACCAUUGACUGACGUCAACACUCACGCUUCCUUGCGUCAACGCAGGCGUGAGCUUGGGCUCCUGAAAAUGGAGAUGCGAACAAGACAAACUUACCAAUGGUUGUUGAGGUCUGAAUCACCUGAGCCUGUACGUCUGGCAAUCUAUGCAUGGUGGCUCCGUGUCUGAAGUAGAAUGUACUGCUGAACAAUAUCUCAUCUCAGCUUGAGACAAAUUGUAGGCUGACAUGCUCUACAUGACAAGAUCAAGAUGGACGGGAGCGUGGAAAUCCAAUACACCAGUCAGUUGUCUCA